Messenger RNA from Drosophila guanche, 1301 nucleotides. RefSeq lists its product as uncharacterized. Lineage: Eukaryota; Metazoa; Arthropoda; Insecta; Diptera; Drosophilidae. The record is from RefSeq and is a predicted model, not a curated record. Bases 36 to 1301 code for a protein of 421 amino acids. The transcript has 2 exons.
CUCCGUCACUCCCUACAGUCAUCCACAAUGUGGCCAUGUGGAACAAAGUGGAAUAUCAGCGACAGCGGAAAAGUGCUACACAUGUGGGCUAUCGAAUUUUCCUCAAGUACACCGCUUGGUUUCUCUAUGGCAUUGCCUGUGCCUGCAAGUUUUGUAAAGCAAAGUGGAAUCCAGUUGAAAGACGCAUCGAGGAGCGACACUACAAUCGAAUAGUAUACAAACUGAUAAUAAUCCUCAAGAUAGUUCUCAUUGCGAGCCAAUAUCUGAUGUAUUUUGUGAUGUUUUUGGCCGUCUACAUUCACUAUUCGCUCGUGGAGAAGAGCAGUGCCCAGAAUUUCUUGAUGGGCACCUUUGCCCAGGGCAUCAACUAUAAUGUCUUUCGGCGAUUGGUCAUCUUUUUGCACUUAAAACAGGAUCGCAUAUUCGUGAGGCAGACGGUGAAUGAGAUCCUGCAGAUUUCGGAGGACAUUGAACAAAAGUUUGGCAUCAUCUAUCACUGCGAUGCGAAUCUUUUGGGUGUGUAUUUCCUUAAGCUGUUCCUCCUCUACGUGUACAUGGUCUCAUACUGGUACAAGUCGUACUUUUUGCUCAUCAAUCUGCUCUAUUGGCUGCUCCUAGAGUACUGCUUCAUGGGUUGGUUCCUCUACCAGCAGCUGCUCCUCAAUUGGUAUCGAAAUAUCACCAUAUUCCUACAGCGUUUUAUCGAUGAUCAUAAGGAUAGAGAGAGGAUACUGGGUCGCUUUCAUCGCCGUCUGUUCUGGCUGUUUGAGCUCCAUUUGCGUAUCAAUAAUCUCCAUAGGAGCAUCAACGACAACCUCUCGUGGCUGUCCACCUCCAUCUAUCUGAUGAUAUUUGUCUGCAGCAAUAGAAUGGAGCUGCUCAUCGAGUGCAUCGUGUUCGGAGAGGAUGAAUUGGAGAAUAAGCUCUACAUCAUAGCCGACGGCGUUCUGGGUCCCGUUCUCAUACCCCUUCUAUAUGUCCUGCUAAUAGGACUAUGCACAGAUCGCUUGCGCGAUGCAGAGCUUGUGCUGCAGCAGCAAAUUGUCAUCAUUCAUGGGCUGUACAUCAGGAAAGACCCCUCCCGCACUCUAGCCAUAAAGGUCCUCUACAAUGAGCACACCUCUUUGAUCAUUCAUCAGAAGUUGGAACCGCUGCAGAAUUUAAUUAUUUUGGGCACAACGUGUGACCGGGAGUUUGCUUUUGAUUAUCUCUUAACGUCGAUCCUUACGGCGGUCUCAUUUGUGCAAUAUUCCCUAUCGUGCGGUGAUUAUCCCAUUAACGAGUGUGCCACACAUAAGUAG